Molecule: messenger RNA, 1602 nt
Organism: Akanthomyces muscarius
Lineage: Eukaryota; Fungi; Ascomycota; Sordariomycetes; Hypocreales; Cordycipitaceae
Exons: 1
Coding region: 1-1602 (533 amino acids)
Biological process (GO): carbohydrate metabolic process
Molecular function (GO): hydrolase activity, hydrolyzing O-glycosyl compounds
Source: RefSeq, a predicted model, not a curated record
AUGAGAUCUGAAACCAUCAUCUUCGUGUCCGGCCUCCUUGGCACGGCUGCGGCCGGCAAGCCGGAUCCAAAAACACUCCCGCUGCCACCCAUGGGCUUCAACAACUGGUCGCGCUUCAUGACGGCGAUCAAUGAGUCCAUCUUUGUGGACGCCGCCGCCGCCAUGUCCACCAACGGCCUGCUGGCUGCGGGCUACAACCGCAUCAACCUCGACGACGCGUGGUCCACGACGAAGCGCAACUCGACGGGGUCCAUGGUCUGGGACACGACCAAGUUCCCGCAGGGCCUGCCGUGGCUGACGCAGCACCUCAAGUCCAAGGGCUUCGUCCCCGGUAUCUACAGCGACGCGGGCACGCUCUCGUGCGCCGCCAACUACCCGGGUACCCUCGGCCACGAGAGCCAGGACCUGCACGACUUUUACGCCUGGGGCUUCGAGUACCUCAAGCUGGACGGCUGCUACGUCGAUGACUACCCCACCGUGUACGGUCUCUGGCUCGACCUGCUGGCCAAGUUCAACAAGGGAAAAGCUAGUGGCAAGCGCAUGGUCUUUUCCAACUCGUCGCCCGCAUACUAUGCGGAUCCCAAGGACCUGCAGGGCUGGUACGGCAUCAUGAUGCAGGCGGCAGCCGGCGGCCAGCUCGCGCGCCACUCGUAUGAUAUCGCGACGUACAGCUCGAAGCCGGCGUGGAACAGUGUCAUGGGAAACUACGGCUUCCAGGUGCGCACCACGCGCUUCCAGCAACCGGGUUAUUUCAACGACCCAGACUUCCUGAUUGCCGACCACCCGGGCCUGACGCUGGAGGAGAAGAGGAGCCAAUUUGCCUUGUGGACUAGCUUCUCGGCGCCGCUCAUCAUCAGCGCCGAUAUUCCUCACCUCACCAAAGAGGAGCUUGCCUUUUUGAACAACAGGGAUCUUAUUGCCGUGAACCAGGAUCGUCUUGUGCAGCAGGCUUCGCUCGUCAGCCAGGAUGCGACCUGGGAUGUCCUCACCAAGAGCCUGGCCAACGGAGACAGACUUUUGACCGUUCUCAACAAGGGCAACGCUGCCGCCGACUUGACUGUGCCGUGGGCUCGCAUUGGCGUGCGCCCGGAGAGCAGCGCGACACUCCAUGUGCGAGAUCUUUGGGCCGGUAAAACGUCCAACGUCAGGGCGAGCAGUGGCGGAAUCACCGCCAAGAAGGUUCCCAAGCACGGGACGGCUGUUUUCCGCAUCUCGGGCGACAAGCUGAAGACCGUGCCGACCGGCAUAAUCUUCAACACUUGGUCCCUGCACUGCCUCACCGAUUCUGCUUCGGGGGAGGCAACCUGGGCUACUUGUGAUGCCUCUGAUAGUCAGUCGUGGACCGUCGACAAGUCUGGUCGUGUGAGCAGUCUGCUUAAUCCUGGUAGCUGCCUGGUGAGCAACGGAACUGUCUCGACUAGCAGGGACGGCUGCGCAUCCAGCACCUGGAAUUUUCCCGUAUCUGGCAACAUUGUGCACAAGACGAGCGGAAAGUGUGUCAAUGAGAACGAAGAUGCUUCUACAUCUACAGCGGACUGCGGCGAUGUUGAGAACCGCCAGGUUUUUGGUGUGCCUGUUGGCGUGGAAAUUAACUAUUCAUAG